Messenger RNA from Exophiala mesophila, 1250 nucleotides. RefSeq lists its product as uncharacterized. Gene Ontology annotation, cellular component: cytosol. The record is from RefSeq and is a predicted model, not a curated record. Lineage: Eukaryota; Fungi; Ascomycota; Eurotiomycetes; Chaetothyriales; Herpotrichiellaceae. The transcript has 3 exons. Gene Ontology annotation, molecular function: aldose reductase (NADPH) activity. Bases 174 to 1250 code for a protein of 358 amino acids.
ACGACAUAGAGUUUCAUGAUCAUCCCAUCAGUCAAUGCCUUCAUAUCAGUUUACCAACAUGUCUCUCUCAACACAUCCAGUUCAUGCUUGGACCUACUGCAGCGUUGAACAGAGUUUGUGUAUGAUCAGACUCUCCUCCUCAUCCUCUUGAUUCUUUCUGUUGCAUCUCAAUAAUGCUCCUGCUGUCACACGGAUGCCAAUCACGAUUGCUUGCAUUUGCAACUUUUAUUGUUGCCUGCGGCGCUCUGUCCUUGCCAUCUCAAACCCCUUCGCGACCGGAAUCUAGGAACCCCGUCAAACAUAUCCCCAAUAUCGGCCUCGGCCUAUGGAAUUCCAAAGAUGACGAUGCAACAAAAGCUGUUGGGUAUGCCUUUUCGGCGGGAUAUCAUCACCUUGAUGGCGCCGCAGUCUAUGGCGUCCCUUUGUCUGACCGUGUAACAGAUAAUGAGCCGUUCGUGGGCACCGCCUUGAAUGCUUCUUCUUCACCACCCCGCCACCGAUACUGGCUAACGAGCAAGCUAUGGAACACGGCGCACCGACCCAAAUUCGUCCGCCCAGCCCUUGAAAAAACUCUCUCCGACCUCAAUACCACCUACCUGGAUCUCUACCUGAUGCACUGGCCGGUAGCAUUCCGGCCCGACACUCCCCCAGAACGCCAAGUGGUCGACCAGGACACAUCGAUCCUUGACACCUGGCGCGCAAUGGAAGACCUAGUCUCAGCCAAUCUGACUCGAUACAUUGGCGUCUCCAACUUUUCGCCACGUGAGCUCGACGCUCUUCUCAAAGAUGCAAAGAUCAAGCCGUUUGCCCACGAGUUCGAGACCCAUCCAUACUUGCAACAACAGGAAUGGGUCGACUGGCAUCACAAACAUGACAUCAAGGUCAUUGCCUACAGUCCGCUGGCCAAUUCCAACCCCACCUACCACGACAAGUAUCCAAAACUGGAUCCUAUCCUUGCAGACCGAUUCUGGAACGAGCUUGCGUUGGACAAGAACAUCACCACCGCUCAGGCCAUCCUGGGUUGGGGUAUUCAGAGAGGCACCGUGGUCAUACCCAAGAGUGUGCACCAAAAGCGAAUCCUCGAAAACCUGGCGAGUGUGAAUGUUAGCUUCACCAACGACGAGUUGGCCAAGAUUGCCCAACAGGAUCGCAGGGCUCGGUUCAAUGAUCCGGGUAGGUCAUGGGGGGUAGAACUCUUUGAAGGUUUGGAUGGUGGGAGUAAUCGCUUCCUGCUCGAUCAUGAGCUGUAG